Messenger RNA from Acanthamoeba castellanii str. Neff, 636 nucleotides. Its product is annotated as plexin repeat domain containing protein. Bases 1 to 636 code for a protein of 211 amino acids. The record is from RefSeq and is a predicted model, not a curated record. NCBI's taxonomy places the organism in Eukaryota, Discosea, Longamoebia, Acanthamoebidae. The transcript has 3 exons.
AUGUCGGUGCUUAGCUCUCUUCUGGUGGUCGUUGUCCUCGCCCUUUGCUUCUCCUUCGCUUCCGUGCGAGGUCAGGACUUCGACAUGAUGGAUGCUGCCAAUUGCACGGACUACACGAACUGCCGCGACUGUGCCAGCCAGCCGAACUGCGGUUGGUGCCCGGCCUUCGGUCUGUGCCUGGAGGGCACUUCGGCCAACGUGUCUACCGACGGCACCUGUAACGUUACCACCGGUGGCUGGCACUUCAAUGCCACCGACUGCCGCAACUGCUCGUCGUUCAAGAACUGCAAGUCGUGCGUGGAGGCCUACAGCAGCAAGAACGGCGCCGUGUGCGGUUGGUGCGAGCCUUUCGGCACCGGCAAGAACAAGACCAACGGCACCUGCUGGGAGGGUACCGCUGCCGGUCCCUUCUACAAGUCGCUCACCGCCAACGAGACCUGCGCCCAGAAGCACUGGGGCCUCGACUCCAAGAUCUGCGGCGAGGAUGACGAUGCCAAGAGGAAGCUGGCCAUCAUCAUCGGUCUGUCCGUGGCCGGUGGUCUGUUCGUGCUCGCCGUCGUGGCCACCAUCAUUUUUGUCAUCGUCAAGAGGAUGCAGAGGUCUCGCGGCUACCAGGCCAUCAACGAAUCCGCCUAA